Arabidopsis thaliana (thale cress) is the source of this 3035-nucleotide messenger RNA. It is a transcript of the gene WRKY2, whose product is annotated as WRKY DNA-binding protein 2. The coding region runs from base 683 to 2746 and encodes 687 amino acids. Gene Ontology annotation, cellular component: nucleus. NCBI's taxonomy places the organism in Eukaryota, Viridiplantae, Streptophyta, Magnoliopsida, Brassicales, Brassicaceae. The transcript has 5 exons. Gene Ontology annotation, molecular function: sequence-specific DNA binding; DNA-binding transcription factor activity. Gene Ontology annotation, biological process: regulation of DNA-templated transcription. The record is from RefSeq and is marked reviewed.
GCGUGUUUUUAUAGGUGAAUUCAAUUAUGAGAAAAAACGCUUCGUGUAUGUUAGAACACGAAUCACCCCCAUCAUCGUCAUCAUCUUCACCAUUUCUCCUGCAAAAACUUUUUUAUUCCUUCUUCCUCUUUAGUAAACAAAUCGAUCAAAAAUGGUCUCAUAAUUCUCUCUAUAUCUUUUAUCACUUUCGAAGAUUCCUCUUCUCGCCCACAAAUCAAAAUCAUUUCUUUUGCCGACUAAUUGAAUUUCUUAGAAUUCAACAUACGCAAUGAAAAUGUUCUCGUCACAAAGAUUAGACUAAUCCGACUGUGUUUUUAAUCAAUCAUCAUUUUAUUUAGGGGAGAGAAGUUGUAAAGUUUUGAUUUUUUUUUCUGGGUUUUUUCUGUGAGACCCAGAAGAAGAACAGAGAGAGGAAGAAGGAGAAGAAAAAAAUAUCUCUUUCUCUCCGGCUUUCAACAAAAUCUCUCUUUUUUCCUUCAUCAGUGUUAAAUUCGGAUCCGGGUCGGGUGGGUUUUCGGUUUUUGGUGUUCGGAUCAGAGCACAGUUGGAUGUUAGCGACGGAACUGAGGAUUUCAGUUUGCGGCUGCGGCGGCUGUGACGGUGUUUGUGUGUCGUCUUCUUUUAUCAAUCAGGAGUUUCAUCACAGUUUGAUCAGAGAUUCAGCCAAAUUCUUGGAUACUAAAUGGCUGGUUUUGAUGAAAAUGUUGCUGUGAUGGGAGAAUGGGUGCCUCGUAGUCCUAGUCCCGGGACACUUUUCUCCUCUGCUAUUGGAGAAGAGAAGAGCUCGAAACGUGUUCUUGAAAGAGAGUUAUCUUUGAAUCAUGGUCAAGUUAUUGGUUUAGAAGAAGACACUAGUAGUAAUCAUAACAAGGAUUCUUCACAAAGCAAUGUUUUUCGAGGUGGUCUCAGUGAAAGAAUUGCUGCAAGAGCUGGAUUUAAUGCUCCAAGGUUGAACACUGAGAAUAUCCGCACCAACACCGACUUUUCCAUUGACUCUAACCUUCGAUCUCCUUGCUUAACCAUCUCUUCUCCUGGCCUUAGCCCUGCAACACUCUUGGAAUCUCCUGUUUUCCUUUCUAACCCAUUGGCUCAACCUUCUCCAACUACCGGGAAAUUUCCAUUUCUUCCUGGUGUUAAUGGUAAUGCAUUGUCUUCUGAGAAAGCGAAAGACGAGUUCUUUGAUGAUAUUGGAGCAUCAUUCAGCUUCCAUCCUGUUUCAAGAUCAUCUUCCUCUUUCUUCCAAGGCACAACAGAGAUGAUGUCAGUUGAUUAUGGUAACUACAACAAUAGAUCUUCUUCUCAUCAAUCCGCAGAAGAAGUAAAACCUGGCUCUGAAAACAUAGAAAGCUCCAAUCUUUAUGGGAUUGAAACUGACAAUCAAAACGGGCAGAACAAGACAUCUGAUGUCACUACAAACACCAGUCUUGAAACCGUGGAUCAUCAAGAGGAAGAAGAAGAGCAAAGACGCGGUGAUUCGAUGGCUGGUGGUGCGCCUGCAGAGGAUGGAUAUAACUGGAGGAAAUACGGACAAAAGUUGGUCAAAGGAAGUGAGUAUCCGCGAAGCUAUUACAAGUGCACAAACCCGAAUUGUCAGGUGAAGAAGAAAGUUGAGAGAUCAAGGGAAGGUCACAUCACAGAGAUUAUAUACAAAGGAGCUCAUAAUCAUCUUAAACCUCCACCUAAUCGCCGCUCAGGGAUGCAAGUAGAUGGAACUGAACAAGUUGAACAACAACAACAACAGAGAGAUUCUGCUGCAACGUGGGUUAGUUGUAAUAACACUCAACAACAAGGUGGAAGCAAUGAGAACAAUGUCGAAGAGGGAUCUACGAGAUUCGAGUAUGGAAACCAAUCUGGAUCAAUUCAAGCUCAAACCGGAGGUCAAUACGAGUCAGGUGAUCCUGUGGUUGUGGUUGAUGCUUCUUCAACAUUCUCUAAUGAUGAAGAUGAAGAUGAUCGAGGGACACAUGGAAGUGUUUCUUUGGGUUACGAUGGAGGAGGAGGAGGUGGGGGAGGAGAAGGAGAUGAAUCAGAGUCGAAAAGAAGGAAACUAGAAGCUUUUGCAGCAGAGAUGAGUGGAUCAACAAGAGCCAUACGUGAGCCAAGAGUUGUUGUGCAGACAACGAGUGAUGUUGACAUUCUUGAUGAUGGUUAUCGCUGGCGAAAAUAUGGUCAGAAAGUUGUCAAAGGCAAUCCAAAUCCAAGGAGUUAUUACAAAUGCACAGCUCCAGGAUGUACAGUGAGGAAACAUGUUGAAAGAGCUUCUCAUGAUCUCAAAUCCGUUAUAACAACUUACGAAGGCAAACAUAACCAUGACGUCCCCGCUGCACGCAACAGCAGCCACGGAGGCGGUGGUGAUAGUGGUAACGGUAACAGCGGCGGUUCAGCCGCAGUUUCUCACCAUUACCACAACGGUCAUCACUCAGAGCCGCCACGUGGGAGAUUCGACAGACAAGUCACAACUAACAAUCAGUCUCCUUUUAGCCGUCCCUUUAGCUUUCAGCCACAUUUGGGUCCUCCUUCUGGUUUCUCCUUCGGUUUAGGACAAACCGGUUUGGUUAAUCUUUCAAUGCCUGGUUUAGCGUAUGGUCAAGGGAAAAUGCCGGGUUUGCCUCACCCGUAUAUGACACAACCGGUUGGGAUGAGUGAAGCAAUGAUGCAGAGAGGGAUGGAACCAAAGGUUGAACCGGUUUCAGAUUCAGGACAAUCGGUAUAUAACCAGAUCAUGAGUAGAUUACCUCAGAUUUGAAAUUUACUCUUCUUCUUCUUCUUCUGCAUUUGGUCACUCCUUAUAAUAACUUUUAAUUUCUGCUUCUUCUUCUUCUUUCAUUUAUUGGUUUCAAACUUUGGGGAAGGUAAAGGCUGUUUUAUUGUUCAUUCCUUGGUUUUGUCUUCUUUUUUACUGGUUCUUUAUCUUAUAUUGAAAUCAACAAAGAAGAAAAAAGUGAGUGUUGUGUAGCAAUACUGCAAUUGCUAACUGGAGACUGAUGUGGAUGUAACUAGAGAGACUGAUAGAAUCAAACCUUAAAAUCUUUUUA